Malaclemys terrapin pileata is the source of this 1029-nucleotide messenger RNA. RefSeq lists its product as uncharacterized. The transcript is spliced from 5 exons. The record is from RefSeq and is a predicted model, not a curated record. NCBI's taxonomy places the organism in Eukaryota, Metazoa, Chordata, Testudines, Emydidae. Bases 172 to 684 code for a protein of 170 amino acids.
UGCUGGGACCCAGCUGGGGCAGGCGAGGGAGCGGCAGGGGCACCGGUUGAGACAGGUCCCCUGCGCCGGGCAUCCUGGAGCUUGGAGGGACCGUACGGGACCAUGCAGCUGGGCGCCUCGCCUCCCUCCCCGGGCCUUUGCAGAUGUGGGGAUCGGCACCGCGAGCGAUAAAUGAUUCUCCCCAGGACUCUCCUUUGUGCUGUUCUGCUGCUGCUGCUUGUAUCGGUGCUGAGCAAGGGCAAGGCGAAGUGCAGCAUUGUGGAAAUCCUGCGGCAAUACCAAGCCGUGAUCUUCGAUGAGCUCCAGAACCUGAAAAACUUGACUCGAUCUGCUGAAACCCCAAGGAGGGGGAGAGCUGGCCUAGCCUGCCUCUCUAACAAGGAGCAGAAAAUCCUGCUGUCUAUCUCCACCAUGAGCAUGUCUCUCAGGAACAUGGUCAGAGGCCCCUGGAGGAAUCCUGAAGUGGUGGCUGUGAUGCAGGUGGUCAGCAACACGGAGUCUGUGACCAAACAGAACUGCAAGAAAAUCCACAAGAAGAGUCUGUCAACAGCUACAGAGAAACCGCGACACAGAGGCCAGGGCAACAGGAGAAAGCAGCUGAAGGUGAUAGCGCGAACAGUGGAAAACUUGGUCACCUGCUGGGAGAAGCUGUUCUCUCUCCACUCAAAGGACUGGGACACAUAGGGUCAGUAGGAAGCAGUGUAUGGUGCUCUCCCCAUGGGUGCUGAGUACCUGGGAUUGUACCACCACCUCCGUACUAGCCAGUAAGCAACACUGAUUUCCUGGAAACUCCUUGCCUUCUGAUUUCUUGGUUCUGCCAUUGGGUGAAGCAGGCGGUGCUGGGGCAGGCUUUCCAUUGCAUCCCAUCCUUCUCUUUGGGGACUGGAGAGGGACGUCUCUUGUGCUCAUGGCCCGCUCUGCUACUGUUCCAGGUAGCAAAUACUGAGGGUCAGAUUCAGCCCUGAAAUCAGCUGAGUGGCAUCAACAGAAUUUGCUCCUUUGUGCUGAAUAAAACUUUGUUGGACAUUU